UCAAGUGGAAUGCCGGAAAUUUCUUUUGUUGACGAUCGUAGAUUUGUUUUUAGGCUUAUUUGAACUACGUUAACUUACCUUUUGUCUGUUAUCCAUUAUUUCAUUGAAUAGCGUUGCGUUAACAGUAGAGACAUCCAUUCUGUUUGACUGAAGGGUUUUGAUAGAGAAACCAAAUCAUUUUCUUCACCGUAGCCAGGCCCGAGGCUGGGCUAACGUUAGCCUAGCAUUCACGCAAGUCCUGCUAGCUAGCGUUAGCUUGUGUUAGCUGUCCCUCCAGCUGGACUAAAAAGGCAGCUGUUUACUCAUCUUUCAAGCGGGUGGCUAAAACAAACAUCCAGAAACCAUGGCAGUUGUCAAUGAAGGACAACUAAAGAAAAUGCUGAAGCAAUACAAAUACAGAGACCUGACUGUUCGUGAGAUAACCAAUGUCAUCUCCCAGUACAAAGACUUGAAGCCAGUUAUGGAUGCUUAUGUGUUCAAUGAUGGCUCCACAAGAGACCUGAUGAGUUUAACAGGAACAGUCCCAGUAAGCUACAGAGGCAAUGUCUACAACAUCCCAGUGUGUCUAUGGUUAUUGGACACAUACCCCUACAACCCUCCCAUAUGUUUUGUCAAACCUACCAGUGCCAUGAUGAUCAAAACUGGUAAACAUAUUGAUGCCAAUGGCAAGAUCUACCUGCCUUAUCUACAUGAGUGGAAGCACCCUCAGUCAGACCUGUAUGGUCUCAUUCAGGUGAUGAUUGUGGUAUUUGGAGAGGAGCCUCCUGUGUUUUCUCGCCCCACCGCUCAAAACCCUUAUCAAGCCUUUCAAGCUGCUGGACCCCCUAACCCUUCCUACAUGCCUGGCAUGCCUGCGGUCUCGCCCUAUGGACCAAAUCCAAACCCAGGAGGCUAUCCAGGUUACCAAUAUCCCACUGGCAACUCUUACCCAGCCACUGCUGGCCCUGCACACUACCCUACUCAGACUCCAGUCUCCACUGUGGGUCCGAGCAGAGAUGGCACCAUUGGUGAGGACACCAUCCGUGCAUCCCUGAUUUCAGCUGUAAGUGACAAACUUCGCUGGAGGAUGAAGGAGGAAAUGGACAGAGCUCAGGCAGAGCUGGAUGCUCUGAAACGAACAGAGGAAGACCUCAAGAAGGGACAUCAGAAACUCGAGGACAUGGUCUCAAGACUGGACCAGGAAGUGACCGAGGUUGACAGAAACAUUGAGUUGCUGAAGAGAAAGGACGAGGAGCUAAGUGACGCCUUGGAGAAGAUGGAGAACCAAUCGGAGAACAAUGACAUUGAUGACGUCAUUGUGCCCACAGCUCCACUGUACAAGCAGAUCCUGAACCUGUAUGCUGAGGAAAAUGCAAUUGAGGACACUAUCUUCUACCUGGGAGAGGCCCUCCGCAGGGGCGUCAUAGACCUGGAGGUUUUUCUCAAGCACGUACGCCUUCUGUCCAGGAAACAGUUCCAGCUCCGUGCCCUCAUGCAGAAAGCCCGCAAGACUGCUGGCCUUAGUGACCUCUACUGACCCACACUGACUACCUGGAAACAUUCAUAUCUCCAUGCUUUUUUGCUCUCUUGUCUUCCCCCUCUGUUUUAUUCCCUUUUGAAUGUCUUCUUGUAGUUCAAACAUCCAACCUCAUUAUUCAUUUCCUAAUAAAAAUCUGUUCUUCUGAGACAGAAAUCUGAAUAGCAAUGAUGGAGAAUAGUUGAAAAUACAAAAUCUAUGAAGAAUGAAUUCCGACCGGUGUGAUCACAGCUCUAGUACGACAUAACACAUAUGAGAUCAGUUUGGGUUUGCAGGUUUUCAUGACCCACAAAUGACAGUUACUUUUUUGCCUCAAUAUGAUAUAAAAAGUCACCAUGUUAUACAGCAGUUACUGCGGUUGACACAAAAAGAUGCUUAACACACGUCAUACUGGUAAAAGUGAGGUAUGAGACCUCUGUGUGACAGUGACUGAGGGUUUGAUUGGGUUGGCGUGCAGAGUGAGCUAGUGUGUCGACCUGUAUAUGCUGCACUCGAGGAUAGCCCACAGGUUCUGUUAACCAUCCAUUUGCUAGACAAAGUCUUUUGGCUAGUAAGCACAAAUUGUUAGGGGCCGGUAAAGUAGGGCUUUGUAAAGGGCUCUGUAUGUCCUAGUGAAAAGGUUAGGCUCUGAUAUAAAUACCCAGGGCAACCUUUCAGUAAGGUUAGGGGUCAGUCUCAUGAUUUAUUGCUGUGUAAGGUCUGGGUCACAUAGCCAUUGAGUCACUUUUUAUACAGUAGAAGUGAUGAUUAACCUAAACCUUGUGUCUUCACUGUCUUGCUUGGGUCUGUUAUGGUGCUAGAUUUGAGCUCCCAUGGCACUUGUCCACGCUAUGUUUUUCCCUGUCCUAUGUGCAUCUCUUUAUGCUAGUGUGUGUGAGGUUCUUUCAUUGUAUGUCAGCUGCUCAGGUCCACACUCCAGUUUGACUUCUAGGCUGCGUCAACCAGUCAAUCAUGUACAUUAGUUGUUUUACUCUCUGUUUGAGGUGGAUGACAGUCUUGACAUAAUUAAUUCUAAGGUGUUACAAAGGAAAUUCUGUAUUUUUCUCUUUCUUCUCUGUUUUCCUUGUGCUGUCUACUCAUUCUCAGCUCUGAUGAGAAGUUUAGGUUUUCAGUGAAAUAAAGGAAAAGGGUGUGUAUAAAGCGCGACUGUUGGAGGGUACAAAAAGAACUAUUGUACUAAUCAAAAUUUAACUUAUGUAAUAUUUGCGAACAGGUCUCAUUUAAAUUAGCCUUUUACUAAAUGCACUUUGAAUUGUAUGAUAGAAUAUCUACUGUUAUUUUUUUCUUGUUUUCAUUUCAACCAUAGACCACCAGUUCUUUUAUAUCUGUAGAUUUAUGUAAAUCAGUUAUAAUAAAAUAAAUCUGAUUUAAUGGCUCA
Molecule: messenger RNA, 2894 nt
Organism: Scomber japonicus (chub mackerel)
Lineage: Eukaryota; Metazoa; Chordata; Actinopteri; Scombriformes; Scombridae
Gene: tsg101a
Product: tumor susceptibility 101a
Exons: 10
Coding region: 344-1516 (390 amino acids)
Biological process (GO): protein transport; endosome to lysosome transport; protein modification process
Cellular component (GO): ESCRT I complex
Molecular function (GO): ubiquitin binding
Source: RefSeq, a predicted model, not a curated record